Messenger RNA from Drosophila santomea, 2538 nucleotides. RefSeq lists its product as uncharacterized. The record is from RefSeq and is a predicted model, not a curated record. Bases 467 to 1267 code for a protein of 266 amino acids. The transcript is spliced from 6 exons. Lineage: Eukaryota; Metazoa; Arthropoda; Insecta; Diptera; Drosophilidae.
ACGAAAGCGCACGUGCGACUGCCCCGCCCCCAUUUAGCUGCUCCCCCCAAAAGCGCGAGCGAAUUUUUUGGCGCGCAUUUUUGUCAACGUUAAAUUGCAUCAAUUAUUUGGCAUUCUUUUUUUUCAAGUGUCUGUUAGAAGGCUUCUUUGUAGAGGGUACUUUAGUGUGUGUGCGCGUGUGUGUGUGUGCUUACCGAAAUAAUUAUAGUCGUCGAUGUAACUUUGUCUGCGAGUGUGUGGCUAAUUGUAGGGCGCACUUGCAAUAUUCAUGGGACAAGUGCAGCGGCAUCGGGCUGAAUAAUUCACCAGAAGUAGCAGUUCUUACUUUGCGACCAGGCCGGCAAAAAAAACGAAGGAAACAAAGGAAUCGAAGGGAAAACAAGGAAAAACAAGGAAAAGCGAGGAAAAACAAAGAGGUGCAAGAGAAAAAGCCGGCGAUCCGACGAACAUGUAAAUCGAAGCUCAAAUGGCAGCGAGCAACAAGCGCCAAUACAGGCACAAAUCCCACGGCGCCGCCCUGGAGUGCCUCCUGCACCUCAUCCUGUUCAGCAGAGUUGUGCGUCUGGAGGUUUUCGCCGAAGAGUUAACCACAGCAGCGGCUCUUUCAGAAGAAUGGGGCUCCGGCUGGCGGGGCACCAAUUUCCUCGUGGAGGUCGAGCAAACGGCGCCCAUUUCGCCGCCAUCCUCGUCAUCGGCGUCCUCGAAUGGCAGCGAGGAUUAUUUGGGCGAGCUGGGCAGCCAGGAGGUGGACGAUGGGUUCACAACAGGUGCCACAACAGGAGCCGCCAAUGCCACCACCACCACCACAGCGGAAACAGGACCCAAGAUCAUCGUGCGCACCGAGGAGGUACUGAUUGUGGGCCUGGUCCUGGUGCUCUGGGUGGGCGCCAUCAUGCUCUUCUUCAACCGUUGGGGCAAGAUCCGCAUGCUGGAGCCGUAUCAGCCGAAGUUCCAGCAGCAGCAUCGCAGCUCCUGUCCGCUGGUCGAUUUGGAUGCAGUUACCACGCACCAGCGCUCCUCCGUGUCGCGCAUGUCGAUGGGCAUGGUGCACAAUCUCAAUAUGCCGACGUGCCAAUUUGCGGCCUAUAAUCCCAACAUUUAUGCCAAGGGUUACGCCUCGCAUGUCUCGGCGUCGCGUCCCCGCCAGAAUUCGGUGUUUGUGGGUGCCAGUACCAGUCACUAUCUGAUGCCGAGGCCGCCGAGGAAGACCAGAUCGGCGAUGGACCUGCACUCGAUGGUGCUGGACGAGAGUGCCGAACAGGUGUAGGAUGCCGAGUUGCCGGAUGGCGAGUCCUGUGCCCAAGGAUCCUUGUGCUAAGCGUGUGCUAAGUCAGUCUGUGAGGUUUUCUUUUACAUACUUGUAUAUUGGGGUGCCUACAAUCGAGAGAGAGAGAGAGUUCGGUGUGAUUAGUUCGCUGGAAUAGCACUGUCCAAUACUUGCAACUCUAUAUAUAGUCAUAGUACUUGCCACACACAACUAAACUCUAUUCCAUUUCCAUUUCCCAACUAUCUCUGUCGCACACACCUUCAUUUCUGUGCUGGCACAGAGUCAAUUUGAGUCAAUUUUUUUUCGGACCACUUAACACCUAAAUUAUCGAAAUAAAAAAUUAAGAAAAUAUAUGUAGAUGUAUCUAUCUUAGCGUAUUCUAUUCUAUUCUAUUCUAUUCUAUUCUAUUUUAUCCCGUGUUACUCAACGUAGUCUGUCAGCUAAUCCCCGAUUUUCCUAGCGUGUUUCUCCAACUUGAAUUCAAAUUAUUGGCUAACAGAGCAAAUUGUUAAAGUAAUAAACAUAAACAUAAGCCCAAAACAUAUGUAUACAUACAUACACGUUAAGUAAAUAAAUGUAUAACUGCGAAACUGUUUAGUUCGUAAGCCCAAAGCUCAAAAAUGGAUCAGCAUACAACUGCAAACUUGACCAAAAACAAAGUACCCGUGUUAAUAUCUUUUCCCAGCACCUCUGUAUUGCACCUUAAAAUGUAUCGUAACUUAAGACAAUUUCGACCAAGAAAAACCGGAAAAGUAAGCAGAUAGCGAAGAAAACUGAUGCAAGGAAAUAUAUAGAGAGGGGAAACAAAGGAACAACUAACUAACUAACGAAAGCUUUAAAUUCCUUGGGUCUCCUGGGGAGCUGCUAAACCAAGAACCCAUCCAGAUCGAAGUAAACUAAAGGAAAAAAACCAAAAACCAAAGCUGCGAAUUAUAUGUAAGGCCUAAGCUAAACUACUACCAAAAAGUCUAGUGGAAAAUAUGCGGAUCAAUGUACACUUUACCAAAACUAAAGCAUUACGUACCAUUAUCAGUUUUAACUAUAACUCAACUCACAGACCGUUUUUCCUCACGAAUCUGAAAAGUAAACGCAUACAUACAUACAUUGUUGAAUAUUAAUGUUUAAUUAACUUGUUUACAAUACGAGUAUUUACAAGGGCCUGAGCAAAACCAAUUAUAUAUAUACACUCGUGUAAUAUAUCAAAAACUAAACUAUGUAUACAUUAAAUAUAUAGACACAUGUAUGUGUUAAACCAAAGAACAAUUAUAUAC